UUUUUUUUUCUUAUUCUUUCUUUCUUUCUUUUAUUUUUCUUUUCUUCUCUUUUUUUUUAACAAGAAAAAUAUGUCUCUUAAAUUAACUGAGCUUGUAAAACGUCCUGGUAUUGGGAAGUCUGGAAAAGCAGUUCGUGUUAGAGCAAACUUCUUUGAGGUCACUUCGUUCCCUUCACAAAAUAUCCAUCAUUACGAUUUUACUAUUGAUAUCCCUAAAACAUCACUUGAAUUUAGUCGUAAAGUUUGGAACGCUUUUGAAACUACAAAUGCUAAUAAAAUCUUUGGUGGUGCUAAGGCAAUAUUUGAUGGUCGUAAGAAUGUAUUCUCUCCUAAGCUUCUUAAAUUAGGUGAAUCUCAAGCUGGCCAAUUUGAAGUUCAGCUCCCUGAAAUUAGUUCCAAGAAGAAUCCUAAAUCGAAUACUGUCAUAAUUUGUAUUAAAAAAGUUGGUGAAGUUAAUAUGGAAGAAUUAAACCUUUUCUUAAAAGGCAAGGCUGCUUGUAGUAAUAACUGCUUAAUGGCUAUUAUGGUUCUUGAUGUUCUUAUUCGUCAUGUGCCUUUAACGAUAUAUACUACUGUUGGACGCUCAUUUUAUACUCCUAAUGAUAAACGUUCACUUCCUAAUGGUGCAGAAGUAUGGCAAGGUUACUAUCAAUCUGCUCGUCCCACAGUUGAAAAAAUGAUGAUAAACCUUGAUGUCAGUGCUACUGCAUUUUACGAACCUGGUUCAUUGCCUGAAGUAAUAACAAAGAUUCUAGGCCGUCGUUCUAUUGAUGACUUUAGAAGGGGCAUGUCUGUAUAUGAUAUAAAAAAGUUGGGAAAGAUCCUUAAACUUCUUAAAAUACGUGUUACUCAUCGUGGUGAACACAACCGCAAUUAUACGAUAUGUAGCUUGACGCCUACCUCUGCUGAUCAGACUAAAUUUGUAUAUGAUGAUGGAGAUGAAAUAAGUGUUGCGGCUUACUUUUCUCAACGUUAUAACAAACGCCUCCACUAUCCAUUUUUGCCAUGUGUUGUUGUUGGUAAAAAUUCAUUCUUUCCUAUGGAGGUCUGUGUAGUCGUUCAGGGGCAGCGUAUUAAUAAGAAACUUAAUGAAAAACAAACUGCUGAAAUGAUUAAAUUUACUUGUCAAAAACCAGAUGUUCGCGCAAAUAAAAUUAUACAUGGUUUCAAUCUUUUACAAUACAAGAAUAAUGAAUAUAUGCAGCAAUUUGGAAUGACCAUUAAGCCUGAAAUGGCUAUUAUUAAAGCUCGUGUUUUACCUUCUCCCAAGAUUGCUUAUCAUGUUUCUUCACAUGAAGCUGAAUUUAUACCUCAGUGUGGCGCUUGGAAUUUACGUGGCAAGAAGCUCACUCAAGGUGCUACUCUUUCGUCGUGGAGUAUAGUUAAUUUUGCUGGUGGUAUUCCUGUUCAAGCUAUCCAAAGAUUUAUCCGUGAAAUGUGUCAAACAUUCGCUGAAAAUGGUAUGAAUGUUACUAACCGAAAUCCUCCUGUCUUAUCCGCUAAUCCACAAGGUGAUAUUGAACGUAGUUUGAAGGAAGCAUGGUUGAAGGCUGGAAACGUUGCUAAAUCAAAACCCCAAGUCAUUUUUUGUAUUUUACCUAGUACCAUUACAGCUUUAUAUGCUGAAAUCAAAAGGGUAUCUGAUACUGUCAUCGGUGUACCUACUCAAUGUCUCCAAUCUAAACAUAUUAGUGAAGCUAAAAAACAGUACUGUGGUAAUGUCAGUCUCAAGGUCAAUACAAAGUUGGGAGGUAUGAACUGGACUUUACCUCCUAAUUAUAUCCCUUUCCUUUCUCAGCGUCCUACUAUUGUUAUUGGUGCCGAUAUUACACAUCCUAGUUCUAGAGAUUCCACUCAGCCUUCUAUUGCUGCUCUCGCUGCUUCUAUAGAUGCUCGUGCAGUAAAAUAUACUUCAGUUAUAUCUUUUCAACCAAGCCGUACUGAAAUAAUUGAUAAAUUAGCUAUUAUGAUGAAAGAUGUACUUAAAAAGUUUUAUCAGGCGUGUGGUCAAAAGCCUUCUAGAAUUUUAUUUUAUCGUGAUGGUGUUUCUGAAGGGGAAUUCAAACAAGUCAUGAACUCUGAAGUUGCUGCUAUUCAUGCUGCGUGUGCUUCAUUAGACAAGACAUACAAGCCUACGCUUACCUUUGUUGUUGUUCAAAAGCGUCAUCAUGCUCGCUUCUUCCCUAUUGAAAAGCGUGACGCUGAUCGUACUGGUAACUGUUUACCUGGUACCGUUGUUGACACCAAUAUCGUACACCCUUUCGAAUUUGAUUUUUAUCUUCAAUCUCAUGCUGGUCUUCAAGGUACAUCUCGUCCUACACAUUAUCAUGUCCUUUACGAUGAAAACAAAUUCACUGCUGAUACUCUCCCAGAGUUAACGUAUAAUCUUUGUUACACCUUUGCUCGUGCCACACGUGCUGUUUCUAUCGUUCCUGCCGUUUAUUAUGCAGAUAUAAUUGCUAGUCGAGCACGUUUUCAUAGAAAAGGUGAAAACUGGUCUGAUACAGAUGCCACAUCAGAUGUUCUCGAUUCAGAAUCUCAAAUUGCGAGCUAUGCUACUGUUAUACCUGAUCUUCAGAAAGUGGCAUAUUUUAUGUAAUGCUUUAUAUAUUUAUAAUAAGACAGACACUUGGAUUAAUCAUACAUUUUUAUGCUAUUUAUAUUGCUAACAUUUACAAAUAUAUUUAUUUUAUAUUAUUAAAAUAAAAUGUAUGUUAUAUAACUGAAA
Messenger RNA from Cokeromyces recurvatus, 2728 nucleotides. Its product is annotated as Piwi domain-containing protein. The record is from RefSeq and is a predicted model, not a curated record. Gene Ontology annotation, molecular function: protein binding; RNA binding. NCBI's taxonomy places the organism in Eukaryota, Fungi, Mucoromycota, Mucoromycetes, Mucorales, Mucoraceae. Bases 71 to 2599 code for a protein of 842 amino acids. The transcript is spliced from 2 exons.